Messenger RNA from Brachypodium distachyon (stiff brome), 1686 nucleotides. RefSeq names its product probable WRKY transcription factor 71. Gene Ontology annotation, molecular function: sequence-specific DNA binding; DNA-binding transcription factor activity. The record is from RefSeq and is a predicted model, not a curated record. Lineage: Eukaryota; Viridiplantae; Streptophyta; Magnoliopsida; Poales; Poaceae. The coding region runs from base 226 to 1254 and encodes 342 amino acids. The transcript has 3 exons. Gene Ontology annotation, biological process: regulation of DNA-templated transcription.
AAAUUAUAUAUUCCCAUCCGGAAAAAGUCGUAUCUUGCGCCUAUCAUCGUCGUUGCACGCUUUUGCAAUAAAAAAUGAAAACAAAUCAAGAGGGGGAAGGCUAAGGUAGAGCCAAGAAACGAGACCAGUUGAAAUCCCAAACCCUCCUCCCUUCCAAGCUUCGCCUCUCCCUAGCUUCCCUUUACACACUUGGCUAGCUAGCUGCUCCCACUCUCUAUCUCCCUCAUGUCUUCUGGUGGUGGCGGAGGAGGAGGAGAUCGGCAUGGUCAUGGACUCUAUCACCAGCAGCAGCACGGCCACGGCCACCUGGGGGCGGACUACGAGUUCAGCAGCAACGACAUGGAGAGCUUCUUCUUCAGCCAGCCGGCCGCGGGCGACGUCGGCGGUGGAGAGAUCGCGCCCUACGCGAGCAUCACGGACUACCUGCAGGGGAUCUUGGACCCCAGUACUGGGAUAGCUCGGCACCUCGACGUGCCGUGCUCGUCUCCAGUCAAGCACGAGCUGUCGGUGGACGCCAGGAGCCACGAUCUCGACAGCCAGGGCGCAGCUGGGGCGCUGCUCACGCCCAACUCGUCUCUGUCUUUCUCGACUAGCGGCGGGGACGAUGGAGAGGGAAAGUCUCGCCGGUGUAAGAAGCAGGUCCUGGCCAAGGAUAAUGAGGAGGAGGAGGAAGAGGAGGGUGUGAAAGAUCUGCAGGACGAUGGGGAAAAUUCCAAGAAAGGGAACAACAAAGGCAAGAAGCAGAAAGCUGAGAAGAGGCAGCGGCUGCCUCGUGUCUCCUUCCUCACCAAGAGCGAGGUCGACCACCUCGAGGACGGCUACCGCUGGCGCAAGUACGGCCAGAAGGCCGUCAAGAACAGCCCAUACCCAAGGAGCUACUACCGGUGCACGACGCCCAAGUGCGGGGUGAAGAAGCGGGUGGAGCGGUCGUACCAGGACCCGUCGACGGUGAUCACCACGUACGAAGGGCAGCACACCCACCACAGCCCCGCCAGCCUCCGGGGAAGCGCCGCGCACCUCUUCAUGCCGCCGCCGCAACACCUCGGCCUCAUGGCGCCGCCGCUGUUCCGCACGGACCUGAUGAGCAUGAUGCAGCACAUGCAGUACCCCAACCCUAACAUGUACAUGCCGACAAGUAUACCUCCUCCUCCUCAUCCAACGGCAACCCCUCCUCCUCCUCUUCAGCAGCACCACUUUACUGACUACGCGCUAUUGCAAGACCUCUUCCCUUCCACAAUGCCCAACAACCCUUGACUAACUGACUUCUCUCUGCAUAUAUUUACUUAAUUAAUUAAUUAGCUAGCUAGCUAGCCCCUCUAGCAGAGAUGAUAUAUGCUGUUUCUGAAAACUUGGAGUUGCGCCAAAUGUGAUCGAUCGCCAAGGCCCAAGGGGUGAUGAUGUGAGGGUAUUGCUGACAUUAAUCAAUUUGCUGCAAACUUAAUUAAUUUCAUCUUGAAGUUGUGCAUGCUUGCAUUACUUCAUUCUCUUCCAUUUGCCAACUUCUACGGACGAAUUGUACAAGUUGAUGAAAGCUAGUAGUAGAACGGAGCUCCAUGCAACUUAAUUUAGCUCUUAUUGUUCUACAGCUAUAGACAUAUUGUACAUGUACUAGUGCAUCUCAUGUGUGUACCUCAUUGACUCAUUCGAAGAGAGGAAAAUAUUUCAUUCCCCUUCCGUUGCUAGCGA